UUACUACAACUGGUUCGUUCAUCAGUGUCAUGAGAAACGAUAAGGUUCUUUCGAGAAGAUUGAUUUUUCAUCUCUCUCUCUCUCUCUCUCGACCACACGCACCCACCCACGAAGAAAUUCACGCGACGGUGGUUAAUGAUCACAGAGGCCAGUCUAUCCCUCACGCCAUUGAUUCUCCUGCUUAAGCUCUGCAACUCCAAUUGCAAAUCAGAGAGAGAUGAGUGAUUGUUGUACAAGACCCACAAAUGCUCAAGCUGAAUCCAGAGAAGAUGAGAGCAAAGAAAGUCGGAUAUGCGAUUUCUGCGGCGAGUGCAUUGCUUUGCUCUACUGCAGAGCCGACUCGGCGAAGCUCUGCUUCUCCUGCGACCGGGAAGUCCACUCCACGAACCCGCUCUUCACCAAGCACACUCGCUCGCAGCUCUGCGACUCGUGCGAUUCGAAGCCCGCCACGAUCCUCUGCGCCACGGAGAACUCGGCGCUCUGCCAGAAUUGCGACUGGGAGAGGCACGCCCAGUCUCUGUCGUCGCUGCACGAGCGGAGGCCUCUCGAGGGCUUCACCGGGUGCCCUUCCGUGACCGAGUUGCUGGGUUUUGUAGGGUUUGAAGAUGUCGGCAAGAAAGCCCUGACUGGAGUCGGCGCCGGCGCCGGCGCCGGCGAUGAUUUGUUGGAUUUGUUGGUCUGGGACACUCCCUCCAUUGUCACGCUCGAUGAUUUGAUUGUUUCGAAUAGCUCGGAACAUUGUUUUCAGGCUAUGGGGGUUCCUCCUCUUCCCAAGAACCAUAAAGUUGCUUGUGGGAAAUACAAGGAAGAAAUACUGGCUCAGCUUCGUGAAAUGGCAAAGUCAGAUCCAAACUUAAAUGAUGGAGAUGGGUACAUGGAAUCCCUCAUGUGGUUCCAAUCCCCGGCACCAGAACAAGACCUCCAGCCUAGAAAUAUAUAUCCUGGCUUUGAACAUGAAACAAAGCUAAACACAUCUCCUACUUAUGAGGCUGGUGCAUUUUGGUCUGACGAGAAUGCUGAGCUUCCAACAGAUCUUCCCUCCAAGCUAUUCGGAAGCUGCAUUGAGGAAAAUUGGUUGGUUCCCGACAAAGAUUCAGACAUCGGUGGCAGUGCAAAUCAUGCCAACUGCAGUCAUGAAUGUUAUCAUGUUUGUACUGAAACCUCAGAAGCCCCUCCUAAAUUUGCUGCAAGGGAGUUAACAAGCCAGGAGAGAGAAUCUGCGAUUUCACGGUAUAAGGAGAAGAAGAAAACCAGGAGGUACGACAAGCACAUCAGGUACGAAUCGAGGAGGAUCCGGGCUGAAAACAGAACAAGAAUAAAAGGCCGUUUUGCUAAGAUGGGAUAUUGAAAACACUUAUAUAUACACAUAAUGAGAAUGGCAUUUGUAUGAGUAGCCAUUUUGUGUUGUUUAGGAAAGCAAAAAUAGCUAUGCUUUUGUGUUCUUUGGCUUUCUUGAUCAAGGACCAAAUGUAAACCUGGUGAUGCCCAGCAUUUCGUUUUGUAGUAUUAGUGACAUAUAAUGUAGCUAGGUUAUCUAUGAUGUGGUAUAUUAAACUUCUGUUUUGUAGAUCUUGCUACAAGUUCAAUAAAAUUAUAAGAUGCAAUAUCAGUGUA
This is a messenger RNA of Diospyros lotus (date-plum), 1614 nucleotides long. Its product is annotated as zinc finger protein CONSTANS-LIKE 13. NCBI's taxonomy places the organism in Eukaryota, Viridiplantae, Streptophyta, Magnoliopsida, Ericales, Ebenaceae. The coding region runs from base 218 to 1348 and encodes 376 amino acids. The record is from RefSeq and is a predicted model, not a curated record. Gene Ontology annotation, molecular function: zinc ion binding; protein binding. The transcript is spliced from 4 exons.